Molecule: messenger RNA, 1083 nt
Organism: Verticillium alfalfae VaMs.102
Lineage: Eukaryota; Fungi; Ascomycota; Sordariomycetes; Glomerellales; Plectosphaerellaceae
Product: alkaline proteinase
Exons: 5
Coding region: 1-1083 (360 amino acids)
Biological process (GO): proteolysis
Molecular function (GO): serine-type endopeptidase activity
Source: RefSeq, a predicted model, not a curated record
AUGUCAGGAGAGACCAUCCCAGGCGAGUGGCUCGUCACCCUCAAGCCCUAUGCCAACGAGUCCAUCGACUCUGAGCACACCUCCCUCCUGAGCACUCGCACUGCCGACCCGGACACGCACUUCAACUGCGAUGUGCAGUGCCACUUUGCCCUGCCCGAGCUGCGCGGCUACAGCGCAAAGUUCGACGACGCCACGCGCGCCGAGGUCGAGGCCCUACCCGAGGUCCAGGCCGUCGAGCCGCUGCAGGUAUACCGCCACUGCGCCGCCGCCGGCGCGACGGCCGUGCAGUCCAACGCGCCCUGGGGCCUGGCGCGCAUCUCGCAGCGGGGCCGCGUGUCGCCCGCGGGACCGUGGGAGUACAAGUACGACGCCAACGCCGGCGCCGGCACCGUGGCGUACAUCCUCGACACGGGCAUACGCGACACGCACGACGAGUUCGAGGGGCGGGCGUCCAAGGGCCCGACGUUCUCGCAGGGGCGGCCGGCGAGCGACGAGGACGCGACGGGCACGGCACCACGUCGCCGGCACCAUCGGCGGCAAGACCCCGGCGCGACGAAUGCCGACAUUAUCCGGGCGCUCGAGUGGGUCGUGGACCAGGUCAAGUCGCACGGCAAGCCUUCGGUCGUCAACAUGAGCCUUGGCGGCGGCGCCUCGGCGGCGCUUGAUGCGGCCGUGGCUUCGACUGUCAGGGCUGGCAUCGUGGUUGUUGUCGCCGCUGGCAACGACGGCCGACCUUCUGAUCGCGGGUCACCAGCUCGGGAGCCCCUGGCCAUUACCGUUGGAGCGUCCGACGUCGAGGAUGCUGGGGCGAGUUUCACGAGCUGGGGCAAGAUUGUCGACAUCUUCGCGCCUGGCGUGGAUAUCAAGUCUUCGUGGAACACUGGCGAUGAUGCCGUAGAAUCUCUCAACGGGACAUCGAUGGCGUCGCCUCACGUUGCUGGCGCCGUCUGUUACCUCUUGAGCCAGAAGAGAGUGGAACCCCUGCUUGUGAUGCCCCAGCUGCUGGGCUGGGCGGACAAGAACAAACUGACAGGGCUCAAAGACCGGACCAUUGACGCGCUGCUCGUAGUGUCAGACAAUUAA